AUAUUCAUUCACCAAUGGUAAUUGCGCUCAACGGACAAGGAAAGCUAUACACUCGCAUGUGCACUUAUCAUUUAAAACGACGCGGAUAUGUCUACAGUCAUGAUUUUUACGCACCGGUGAAACGUAUUUUUUUUCAUAUCAUAGAUUAUUCAAAAGAACAAAGGAUAUUGUCAGAUCAGUGAACACCAUAUUUAUAGCCUAGUUAUUGCACAAGUAAUUAUAUACAACAGGCGGGAAUUCCGUUAAAAGUCAAAGAUGUCCAGGAAAAAGGCAGUGAAAGGCAAGGGGAGCUCCAAAAGCCCGACUGCAUCUCCGAACAAGAGCAAAGACAGCGGGAAAAGUGGUAAAGGGAUCGGAGCCGGGGCUCCAUCCAACGGAUUGGUAUAUCCGAGCCGCCCCUCACUCAGCAACAGUAGGGAGUUUUAUGAUAUCACUUUUAAGGUGAUGCUGGUGGGAGACUCAGGUGUAGGGAAGACUUGCCUGCUGGUUCGCUUCAAGGACGGAGCUUUCUUGGCCGGCAGCUUUAUUUCUACUGUGGGCAUUGACUUCAGGAAUAAAGUGUUGAACAUUGAUGCGCUGAAGGUCAAGCUGCAGAUCUGGGACACUGCUGGGCAAGAAAGGUUCCGCAGCGUCACACACGCCUACUACCGUGAUGCUCAUGCUCUCCUCUUGCUCUACGACGUCACUAACAAGGCCUCCUUUGACAACAUCAAGGCAUGGCUGACAGAGAUCCAUGAGUAUGCUCAGCAGGACGUGGUGCUAAUGCUGCUGGGCAACAAGGCUGAUGUGGCACACGAGAGAGUGGUGAAGAGAGAGGAGGGAGAGAAACUGGCCAAGGUGUUUGGGGUGCCCUUCAUGGAAACCAGUGCUAAGUCUGGCCUGAAUGUGGAGCUGGCAUUCACUGCUGUGGCCAAAGAGCUGAAGCACAGGUCGACAAAGGAGCCUGACGAUCCAAAGUUUCAGCUUCAGGAUUAUGUCAACAAGGAGAUGAAAAGCGCUGGCUGCUGCCACUCAUAAACCUGUCUUCUGUGUGUGUGUGUGUGGGUGGUGGGUGGGGGGGUGAUCUGGUGUGUGUGUGUCUACCAGUAUGUCUUCUGACUUGUGUUUCUGUGUCAUUUUCCUCAUGCAUGUUGGUGCAAGUGCACUGUAUUUAUGAAUAUGUGGGUGGGCGUGUAUGUAUUUGUAUGAGUGAAUUCAUUUUGCAUUGUCUUCUGCCCCCUACUGUAUGAUAAAAGGGUGACACAAGUUCAGUGCAUAGAUAGUGCAAGAAUCACAGUCUGUCAGUCAAUCAUUUUUGUGAAACUCCUUCAGUAAAGAGCACUAAGCAAAGUAGACAUCAAACAUCAACUUAUCAAAGUACACCCACUAUAUUAAGGUUAUCGGCAGAGUACCUCUGCAUCAUCUUCCACCUCCUCAGAUUAUUUCUCUUCCUGGUGAUAUUUUGUGUUCUCAUCAGGGCCUAGGACACAAUGUCGCUUAUGCCUGGAGCCGGCCCUGUUAUUCAUCCAAGUCAUCCCCCACCCAACUGCAGCUCUCUCCUCACCCACCUCUUCUUGCAUCGGUGAAUGUAUCCAAAAUCCAUUUGUAGCCUUCACUCUCUUCUCGUUGUCAUUCCUCGUUUGGGAUUCAUCAUUCAUCAUCCACUUGAGUCAUUUUGUGCAAUGUUACUAAGAAUGUAUGGGGUGUAUAUAUUUGAAAUGAAAUGUAUAAUCUGGAGCUUUAUAGUUUGCAUUACUUGUAAAUGGUUGUCUUGUUGACGCCGAAUUGAAAAUGGAGUCAAGUGAUGUAGAAAAUCCGGAGAUAGUAAAGUAGCAGAAAUAGAAACUGUGGGCUGCUUAUGCAACUGAAAUGUGCAUUGAAGCACUAUAAUAUCAAUAUGGACGGCCGUAACACUUUACGAAUGGGUUUUGUUCAAAUGUUUGAAUGUUGUUGUAUGUGUUUCUGUUGUACAGGUUGUCUAACAUGUUAUAUUGAUAUUCUAGAGGCAAAACCUCUGUCCUGUAUUUUAAUACAGUAUUGUUCAGUAUACCUACUUUAUUUCAGAAAUGCCAUGAUUUAUCACUGUCUUUCUUGUCGGGACCGUUGUAUUUUGAGAAGUUUCACUCUGCAAAUCUGACCUUUGUAUCAAUUUACAGCACUUUUUAGUUCACUAGAUUCAUAAUUCUGGGUGUAUAAAUAGAAAUGUAUGUAUUUGCCUAACGUAAAUGAUAUCGAGUUUCAUACUGGUUUUUGUUCAUAUUUAACUGAAAUACUAUAAUGCUUGACGAAAGAAUAUUGACGCAAUAUUGAAUUAGGAUGUACGGAUUUGACAGCAAAUCAUUAAAUGUUUUGAUUAUAGAUAAGAGUGUAAACCUACUGUACUUCUGUAGUCCACUCAGAUACAGUAAGUCAUAUUUUUUAUGUAACUUCAAUAUUCACAAUAAAGUUUAAGA
Oncorhynchus nerka (sockeye salmon) is the source of this 2432-nucleotide messenger RNA. Its product is annotated as ras-related protein Rab-26-like. Gene Ontology annotation, biological process: regulation of exocytosis. The transcript has 9 exons. NCBI's taxonomy places the organism in Eukaryota, Metazoa, Chordata, Actinopteri, Salmoniformes, Salmonidae. Bases 256 to 1017 code for a protein of 253 amino acids. Gene Ontology annotation, molecular function: GTP binding; GTPase activity. The record is from RefSeq and is a predicted model, not a curated record.